UGCGUGACGUAAACUCCCCCGCUGUACGCAGUACACGGAAGUGCUGGAUUUCGCUUCGGUGUUUCUUCAACUGCGCCAUUUCUGGUAAAAACCCAAUGAAGCCAGUUGGACUUCGGAAGACUCCGAUAAAAAGACUUCAAAAAGCAUUCCACUGAGCUGUCAGAGCUGGGCAUAUCAACAAGGCAGUGCUCUUACUGAAAGGGAUGUACACACAGAAAUGGCUGCCAUAGUCACAACACAGAGAGAAGCGAAUCCAUUUGCUCUGGGCCUGUGCCGGAAACAAGACCCUGAAGAGAACAAAUGGAUUCAGGACUUCUGCGGUCUUAAAAUGUCCAAAGAUUACCCAAAUAAACUGGCCACAAUGGUGGAGAAGCACACGCACAUGGAAAUGCCCUUAGAGUGCCCAAAAGGGUACAGCGUGCGAAUUGCCGCACUCAAGAACACAGUCUUACGGGGAAGAAAGGACAUGAUGGAGGCUUGGCAAGAGCUGUACCUGCCUCAGUCCGAGAAGAUGGUCGUCAUUGGAGCCAUCGACAACUUCCCCUGCUUGGCUGAGGGGCUGCAGUUGAUCAUUAUGGUUGACAGCAAGGGCAACGUCUACGCCUACGAAAAUGAAGUUUUACACAAAAUAGCAUGCACCGUAGAGAAAUUCUUCACACGAAGAAGUCUAAAGUCUUCAGUCAGCUACAAGAAGGGAGGAUACUGUGUCCAGCUGACCAAAGAGGAGUUGGAGAAGUUGCAGAAGGACAAGGAUAUUCAGGAAAUUGAACGGCGCACGCGGGAGUUUGUACAAAGCAAACAGAAGGAGCUUGGAGAGAUGCUCAACUUGUUUAGGAAUAAAUAAAAUGAGUGGUGUGGUUUUGA
Acipenser ruthenus (sterlet) is the source of this 864-nucleotide messenger RNA. RefSeq lists its product as uncharacterized. The coding region runs from base 218 to 844 and encodes 208 amino acids. NCBI's taxonomy places the organism in Eukaryota, Metazoa, Chordata, Actinopteri, Acipenseriformes, Acipenseridae. The transcript has 5 exons. The record is from RefSeq and is a predicted model, not a curated record.